This is a messenger RNA of Rotaria socialis, 936 nucleotides long. The record is from the annotation of a GenBank genome assembly. NCBI's taxonomy places the organism in Eukaryota, Metazoa, Rotifera, Eurotatoria, Philodinida, Philodinidae.
AUGACCUCCAGUUCUUCAUCAACCAACCCAGUUUCUCAUGCUGCUACUUCUUUCCCGUCAAACCCAUUAACGAGGAACUCUCCGAAUCAAUCUCGUACUGAUACUGUCUGCCCUCAUUGCAAUCAUCCCAUCAAAGAAAUAAAAUAUUCUGGUGAUGCUUUCCAUGCUUCUUUACAAAAAUUAUUUCCUGGUGCCAUUAGACUGGAAGAGUUUAUCUUUGAAACAAAACAAACCUUGGUUCCUAAAGGUUUCUAUCCGCAUGUGAAUACUUUGGUUUGUGUUGGUUUGUGUCGCGAUGAAAUCACAAGUCCUUUCGAAGAGGAAGUCGAAGCUAUGUGGGGUCAAGCAUUUAUUUGUGGUUCCCUCGGCGGCAUGUUGUUUUGUGGCAAGACUGGUUUCUCUGCUGCACAUCGUCAUGCACCUAUAACCGGUCAUUUCAUUUAUUAUUGUUUUACUCAUAUUGCCAUCGAUCAUGAAGGAAUUGUUGGCUCCGUUUACAGAACACGCAGUGGCAUGGAAGAAAAAACAACGGCGUGUGGAGCUCUCGCUGCAUUUGCUGCUGAAAUUGCUUCGAAUAAAUUGAAUUUUAACUUCGAUGAAGAUGAUAUUGAAAUGAGUAUGUUAAAGAAACAUAUAAUUAAUAAAACUAGUCUUUCAACCGAUGCUAUGAAUGCCCCAGAUUUAUUCAAGGUGACUAUGGCUGCUUAUGAAACGAUUACAUUUGAUUUGGAAAGACAUGUUCGACGCGAUGCAGGAAACUUCAAAGAUCGUCGUUAUGCCUUGUUCACUGGUAUUCAAAUACAUGGACCAGGUGGGUCCGAUUACUGCUGGCUAGGAAAAGCUAGUUUAUUAGUUAAUGGAGUAUUAUCGCCAUUGGUUCUUUCAACGCAUGUUAGUCUGCUGCCAUCAAUUGGAUCAACAAUCAUGCCACAGUGA